UAUUAUUGUUAUUUCGAUGUCAACAUUUCAUAAGGGCACAUAACCCAAUGAGAGUUUCUCUUUGUUUACUUUCUCUUUUGUGAAUAUCUCCUUAAUUUUCACGUGUACCUACAAAGUAUUCGUGUAGAAUGAAAGACAAUAUCCCUAUGUUUCCAACAGCACCAAAUAUGUAACGAACGUUUGUAUAAUAACGCAGAUAUAGUCGAAAGAGAAUCUGUCAAUUGUUUUUAGGCCCUUUUGAAAUGUUGAAGUCGAUUUUUAUUAUUAGGACAAUAAUGUCGUUUUCGCUUAAUACCAAACUUAACCCAGUUUUCGCCCUAACUGCUAGCAAACCGAUUGUUUGAAGCUGAAGCUGAAAAUCGAGUCGGUUUCAAACUUGUUUUUUAUAUAACCCCCGUAAGUGCGAACCAAUAGUUUCGUGAAAAGUGUUUGUUUGAUGAAACUACCCUGGGGCAGACAUCAAAAUGUUAUUUGAAAAUUGAGAGCCUAAAACACAAGUAAUACUUCGUAAAAAUCUGCAUUCAGUGAAUCAGAUAGAAAAAUGGCUAGAUUGAGCAAUGUGCGUGUGAAACUUUGUGAUCAAAUUUUGCUGCAUAAACUGCACGUACUGAACAAUGCAGUGGUCCGAAAAGGAAUAACCGAGGGGGAGAUGGAGGAAGCCUUCAAACGAUCCAUCGACUAUCGACCCAGUCGACUGACCUGGACCCAGUGGAACGACGGUACAUUGUCCAUACUAUACAGUGUGAUAUUUUUGAUAGCACUGUUUAUUUUAACUCCGUUCCUGGCAUCGUUCCUCGAAGUUAUUCUGGGUACUAGAUGUAUUGUUCCAAACAAUUAUCUUGUUUGGGAAGCGACUCGACCAUUGUCGGAUUGUAGUUAUUGCAGAGGAGUACAAGGUCCGAUAAUUUUGGCCAACUUAUCCCGUGAAGAAUUCAAACCGUACGCGUAUUCCUCAAGACCGAUUAUUAUAAAAAAUGCGAUAUCUCACUGGCCUGCUGCGACACUACUGAACUUUACUUUUUUGAAAGACCUCUACUAUAAGCAUCCAUCGGCUUUGGACAGCUUGCACGAAGACUGUCAGUUUUUACACUUCAAAUCAAAUUUCCAAACUCUCAAGGAUGUAUUCCGCAUGUCAGAGGAAUUUCAAAAAGGUAUUAAACCGUGGUAUGUUGGUUGGAGUAACUGCAAUCCGGCUAUUUUGGCUGAACUAAGGAAAUUAUACCCGAAGCCGCACUUCCUACCGGAAGACGCUGAAAUGCCUAACACAGAUUUCGUAUUUCUGGGAUACGAACAAGGAGCAGUUAUGCAUAUCGAUUACAUUCCACGUUUAAUGUGGCAAGCUCAGCUCCGAGGGAAUAAGAGUUGGAUACUCGCUCCGACGCCUGAGUGUGACGAUGAAUGUCGAAGCUUCAGUUUUUACGUGGAACCAGGGGAUGCUUUAUUGGUUGACACUCGGUUAUGGUAUCACGGAACGUUCAUCUACAAAGGAGAGUUCUCACUAACGAUUCAGUCGGAGUAUGGUUGAAAACGGCAUAUUAAAGAAUAUUUAAAUUUAGAUGUAACUAUUUAUAUUGUUGAUUGAUUAUGUUGAAUGUGUAUGUGCUUUACCAAUAACUAGAGUGCCAUUUCAUUUUACGUUUUGUUAUAAACGCA
Molecule: messenger RNA, 1653 nt
Organism: Malaya genurostris
Lineage: Eukaryota; Metazoa; Arthropoda; Insecta; Diptera; Culicidae
Exons: 3
Coding region: 542-1525 (327 amino acids)
Source: RefSeq, a predicted model, not a curated record